UAACAGAUGCCAAUCUCAGGGACCAAUUUGAUGAAAAGAAAAGUGCAGAGGCCAACUUGGGAAAAGUGGUGAAGUUGAGGACCAAUCUAUUCCAAUAAUUCCAACUCCAACCUAUUGAAGAGUCACCACCGUCGAAGUGUGCAUCACUGGCAAAAUCUUCUUCUCCGCCGCGGCCUAUAGACCCUUGAUCUUGUUGUUCGGUAAUGAAACUGCCAUCUCUCUUUGUCCGCCCAAUCACUCACUUUUCUUCCAAGACAUCCAAAUCCCAUUCUCUCAGUUUCACUCCCUCUUUCUCGCUCCAAGAUUUCUCUGUUUCCAAUGAAAUCCACUCCAUUCUGCGUACUGUUAACCCCAUGGAACCCGCAUUGGAACCUCUGCUUCCUUUCCUUUCUCCGGAUAUUGUCACUUCCAUUAUCAAAGACCAACCAAACCCUCAAUUGGGUUUCCGUUUCUUCAUUUGGGCAACACAGAGAGAGCGUCUACGCAGCUCUGCAUCCGAAAAACUCGUCCUCGACAUGCUUCUCCGCAAGGACAAUGCCUUCGAUAUGUUCUGGCAAACUCUUGAGGAAGUCAAGAAAUGCGGGGUUGUAAUCGUGCCCAACAUCUUUAAGAUCUUGAUUUCGGGGUAUUCGAAGAUGGGUCUCGAGGAAAAAGCCGUGGAGUGUUUUGGGAAGAUGAAAGAUUUUGAUUGCAAGCCUGAUUUAUUUACUUUUAAUGCUAUAAUAUAUGUUAUGAUUAGUAAGAAGGUCCUUUUGUUAGCUUUAGCGGUUUACAAUCAGAUGUUGAAGUCUAAUUAUAAGCCUAAUAGAGCUACUUUUAGUAUUUUGCUGAAUGGUCUGUGUAAAAAUGGGAAAACUGAGGAUGCGCUUAAGAUGUUUGAUGAAAUGACUCUGAGGGGUAUAGAGCCAAAUAGGUGUAUAUAUACCAUAAUCAUUUCGGGUUUGUGUCGAGCAGAUAGGGCUGAUGAUGCUUGUAGGCUGUUAGGUAGGAUGAAAGAUAGUGGGUGCUCCCCUGAUUUUGUUGCUUAUAAUGCUUUGCUUAAUGGGUUUUGUGAGUUGGGUCGGCUUGAUGAAGCUUUCGCACUUUUGCAGUCUUUUCAAAAAGACGGAUUUGUACUUGGAUUACGUGGAUAUAGUAGUUUUAUUAACAGUUUGUUUAAAGCUAGGAGAUAUGAGGAAGCCCAUGAAUGGUAUACAAAGAUGUUUGAGGAGAAUGUUGAGCCUGAUGUUGUUUUAUAUGCCAUAAUGCUCCAGGGAUUAUCAAAAGCAGGCAAAGUUGACGAUGCGAUGAAGUUGCUGACUGAGAUGACUGAAAGAGGUUUAGUUCCUGAUACCUACUGUUAUAAUGCUGUGAUUAAAGGGUUUUGUGAUAUUGGUCUUUUGGAUCAAGCACGGGCUCUUCAGCUUGAGAUUUCAAGCCAUGAUUGCUUUCCUAAUACCUGCACUUACACAAUUCUAAUUAGUGGUAUGUGCAGGAAUGGAUUGGUUGGGGAGGCUCAGCAAAUUUUUGAUGAGAUGGAAAAGCUUGGAUGUUAUCCCUCAGUUCAUACAUUUAAUUCUCUUAUUCAUGGAUUUUCUAAGGCUGGUCAGCUUGACAAAGCAAACCUUUUGUUUUACAAAAUGGAAAUAGGGAGAAAUCCCUCAUUGUUUCUUCGGCUUUCUCAUGGAUCCUCUCGAGUUCUUGACAGUUCAAGCCUACAAACUAUGGUCGAGCAACUUUAUGAGUCUGGAAGGGUUCUUAAGGCAUUCAAGAUUCUUAUGCAACUAGCUGACGGUGGGAAUGUACCCAACAUCUUUACUUACAACAUAUUGAUCCAUGGAUUUUGCAAUGCUGGCAACAUUAAUGGUGCUUUCAAGCUCUUCAAGGAGAUGCAACUCAAGGGGCUAUCUCCUGACAGUGUGACCUAUGGAACUCUUAUUAAUGGUUUGCAGAAGGCUGGAAGAGAAGAGGAUGCCUUUAGAAUCUUUGAUCAAAUGGAAAAGAAUGGGUGUAAACCCAGUGUGGCAGUUUAUAGAUCACUAAUGACUUGGUCUUGUCGAAGAGGAAAGGUUUCAUUAGCUUUUAAUCUUUGGUUGAGUUAUCUGAGCAGCCUUCCUGGUCGGGAAGAUGCAGUUAUGAAAGAAUUUGAAAAAUAUUUUGUUGAGGGUGAAGUAGAAAAGGCAAUUCUGGGUUUGCUCAAUCUGGACUUCAAAUUAAAUAAUUUUAGUUUAGCACCCUAUACAAUUUUCCUUAUUGGGUUCUGUCAAGCAGGAAGAGUUGAAGAAGCUUUAAAGAUAUUUUCUAUUCUAGACGAAAAGAAUGUUGUUGUCUCCCCUCCUAGUUGUGUAAAGCUGAUAGUUGCUCUAUGCAAAGAAAGAAAUUUGGAUCAGGCAGCUGACAUGUUCCUAUAUACUCUAGAGAAGGGUUUCAAGUUAAUGCCUCGAGUUUGCAAUUAUUUGCUUAGGUCUCUUCUUCGCUCUAAAGAUAAAAGGAUGUAUGCUUUUGAUCUUUUGAGUAAAAUGAAUUCGCAGAGAUAUGAUUUGGAUGCGUACCUUCAUAAAACUACAAAAUCUCUUUUAUAUAUGCAUCGACAUGCACGGGAAACGAAAAGUCUGGCACCUGGAUGAAUUUUCAACUAAUGUGACGUGAAGGUUGUGUAAUAUAUAUCUUUUGGCUGCUGCAGAGGCUUUUGACUCAACUUACUCAGGAUUAAUGUGGUUGAUUCCUAUUUUUGGAUCAAUACUUCAUUUCAUUGAAAUUGGUUAAGAGGCUUUUAGUUCAGAGUAAUGAUCUUCAAGCCUGAAUUUCACCAAUAUUCUGUUUGCACGAUUUCAUCAUGUAAUCCUAGUAUAACAAGGACCAAGGAGAGGCUGUCACAUUUAUUCUUUUCAUCACUCUUUUCCUGUUGUAUACUCUUUGUUUUCAAUACUUGGCAUUCAAUUUUCAGUGGACUGAUUCAAGAAUAACAAGAAUUGAGUUUUUGGAAAAUGGAUGACAUUGAACUUUUGUAUGCAUCCUUGUGACUGUACACUGAAUUAGUUUGUAAAUUUAUUAUGUCAGAAAAGAAUGAAAAGUGAAUAAAACUGCUUCAUCAUUGAGUUAAUUGCCAUAA
This is a messenger RNA of Gossypium raimondii (Peruvian cotton), 3091 nucleotides long. Its product is annotated as pentatricopeptide repeat-containing protein At1g79540. The transcript has a single exon. Lineage: Eukaryota; Viridiplantae; Streptophyta; Magnoliopsida; Malvales; Malvaceae. The record is from RefSeq and is a predicted model, not a curated record. Gene Ontology annotation, molecular function: protein binding. Bases 204 to 2606 code for a protein of 800 amino acids.